Molecule: messenger RNA, 612 nt
Organism: Hydra vulgaris (swiftwater hydra)
Lineage: Eukaryota; Metazoa; Cnidaria; Hydrozoa; Anthoathecata; Hydridae
Molecular function (GO): protein dimerization activity
Source: RefSeq, a predicted model, not a curated record
AUGGCGGGAGAAUUGGUAUGUCAUACUAAACUCACAAUAGAAGAAGAAAAUAAAAGAACUAUGUAUGAAUGUAUUGAUCGUCUAAAUGUUGAACUUCAAGCAAGAUCAAAACCAUUAAAAAAUAUUUUAGAUAUGUUUGAAUGUGUCCAAGCUAAAUUUUUAGUUUCUGAACAUAAUAAUGAAGAAGACUUGACGUUAUCUACUAAUAAAUUAACUUCAUUUUAUCAUGAAAUAUCCCAUGAUGAACUAAUUUUGGAAAUUCCACGACUCAAGCGACAUCUUAAAGCAGCAGGAAAUAAUUUGAAAAUAGUUAAAAAUUGGACAGCUUUAGAUAUUUUGACUUUCAUCACAGAAUGGGACUUCACAAAAACGCUUCCAAUGCUUUUUCUCACCUUAAGAUUAUUCUUAACUAUUUGCGUGUCCGUUGCAUUAUGGGAAAGGAGCUUUUCAAAAUUAAAACUGAUAAAAAAUUAUUUACGAUCAACUAUGGGCCAAUCAAGACUUUCUGAUCUUGCGAUAUUAUAUAUAGAGAGUGAGUUUGUCAAAAGCAUUGAGUUUGAUAACGUAAUUGAUAAAUUUGCAAGUUUAAAAGUAGGAAAAGAAACAUUUUAA